AUGCAGCAGCUUCCUCUUCUCCUCCCUGGCCGUUUUGUGGCAUGGGGGGCCCUGCUCGCCUUCCCCAUGUCAUCCCCCAUGCCCUCCUUGCCGCCCCCCAUGGAACCCCAGAUCCUUCGGCUGCUGGUGACCAUGGUCUUCCAUGACACCACCAGAUCAGCUGACACCCAGGGCACCGCGCUGCUGGGCGAUGUCCCCACCCACGCCAUGGACUGUGGUACUUGCCCCAUUCGCUUCCACCAGCCCUGGGCCUGUCAGGGGCUGUCCCCCAAGCAGUGGGGUGACCUGGAGAAAGCUAUUCAUCUCUACCUGGUGCUUAUCACACGCACAGUUGUCACGGUGGUGCAAGGGACUGUCAUGAACUUCCCCUUUGUGAUCCAGAUCCUCAUGGGCUGUGAGGUCCUUCCCAACGGCACCUCCUACAGCUUUUACCAGAGCACGCGGGACAGGCACAGCUUGGUGAGGUUUAACCUGGACACGGGUGAGUGGGUGGCCGCACCAGGGGAUGAGAUGGCCCAGCAGGUUUGCCGUAGUUUCAGCCAGGACCAGGGCACAUCCAGCCGGCUACGGUUCCUGCUCCAGAAAACCUGUGUCGCUGAGAUCCUGAACUUUGUCUACUACGGGAAGGAGACACUGAAGAGGCAGGAGCGCCCGGUGGCUGUGGUGUUUGCCCGGCAGCCUCCCAUUGCCCUGGAGCUCCCACAGCUGCUCAUUUGCCGGGUCACUGGCUUCUACCCACGGCCCAUUCGUGUGACCUGGCUGCGGGAUGGUGAGGAGGUGACUCCAGGCCCGGGGCUCAACUCCAGCGGCCUCCUGCCCAAUGCUGACCUGACCUACCAGCUGCGCAUUGUCCUGGCCGUUGACCCAGGAGCUGGGCACAGCUAUGCCUGCCAUGUGGAGCACAGCAGCUUGGGGCACCAAGGCCUCAUUGUGUAUUGGGGGCCUGGAGGGCACUGGGCAGUGGGCCUGGCUGUGGGCAUUGCCAUUUCAUUGCUGGCUGCAGCAGUUUUGGCCGCUGUCCUGUGGUGGAUGAGACACCGAUCCACGUGGUCAGAGCAGAGAAACAGUAUGGGACUGUAG
Messenger RNA from Alligator sinensis (Chinese alligator), 1080 nucleotides. RefSeq names its product T-cell surface glycoprotein CD1b-3-like. The coding region runs from base 1 to 1080 and encodes 359 amino acids. Gene Ontology annotation, molecular function: endogenous lipid antigen binding; lipopeptide binding; exogenous lipid antigen binding. Gene Ontology annotation, biological process: antigen processing and presentation, exogenous lipid antigen via MHC class Ib; antigen processing and presentation, endogenous lipid antigen via MHC class Ib; immune response. The transcript is spliced from 6 exons. Gene Ontology annotation, cellular component: external side of plasma membrane. The record is from RefSeq and is marked provisional. Lineage: Eukaryota; Metazoa; Chordata; Crocodylia; Alligatoridae.